AUGGGUUCGAUCAAUACAUUAUUCAAUCGAUUGCAACGUUUUGUUGGCGGUGGCGGCGGCGGAAACAACGGGGUGAGUCAUAAUUGAAAAUUGCCAAACACUCUUCUAGUUCUCACAUCAGAAAACUCACGACAUAACAUUUUUUUUUCAAAUUGACCGAGAAAAAAUUUUCCUGGUCAAAGAAAUAAUUUCGAUUGUUAUCUAACGUGGGUUAAGUUUUCUCGAAAAACCGAUUAAUCAUAUUCGCCUCUCACGUGAUAAGAAAAAAAUGAGUGAAAAUGAAAUCAUGAUUCAUUUUUUUUUCAAAAUUUCGGAGAACACAUACUGGUUUUUUUGACAAAAUACAUAUGAAUCAUUACAUAUCAUUUCAUUUCACAAAUGUGUUUCAUUUUGUUUCUCUCGGUCUCUCUAAAUUCGUUUAACUCAAUUUUUCGAAUCCUAAUUAUGUUUUUUUGCAGUUUCAUGGUCGAUAUAUUCAAAAUACAAAUGAAGCAAUGAUUGUGAAUCCAAAUGCAAUUCCAUCAUCAAACACGGUAAGAUUAUAUUUUAUUUUCUUAUAUAUUUUUCAAUUGUUUCAUAUCAUUCUUUUGUUUUCAAUAUUUUGUUUUGAGAAAAAAACGGAAACGGGCAAAAAUUUUGAGGAAAAAGGUCUGUGGCUCAGCCCAUUUUCAUUUUUGAAAACAUUUUUCAUUUUCUUGAUUCUCUCUGAUUCAGCUCUUCCACGGACCUGCAGAAUUUGAAAUGCCGGGAUUUUCUAGCGAAGAGGUAAAACACACCGCUUUUCUUUCAGUUUCACAAAUAACAAACAACAUCCUUUCUUCUAAAAUCCAUGUUUCUCAAAUAUGAACUAACACUAAAAUAUGUUAAAAAAUUUGCAGGAUCGUCGACAUUUACUGAAAGCUUGUAAAAUGAUGGAUCAAGUGGUGAAGAAUUGCCAAAGUUCUCGAUUAAAUCUGAAAAAUUCGCCGCCGUUCAUUUUGGAUAUUUUGCCAGAUACUUAUUCACAUGUUAGUUUAUUUUUCGGAUAUUUCAGCCAAAAACAAAGUUUUUUUUGCAGUUGAUGCUCAUCUUCACGCAUAAUAAUGAUAUUCUUCGGGACAAUGAUUAUAUCAAAAUCUUCAUCGACAAUCUCAUAAACAAAUGCAAAGAAACUGUGAAACUUUUCAAAACAUCUGCGAUUUACAAUGAUCAAUCUGAAGAGAGAAGGAAAUUAACGAAACUCUCGUUAACGUUCUCACAUAUGUUGUUCGAGUUGAAAGCCGAAUUUCCAAAUGGUCCAUUUAUUGGCGACAAAUUUCGAGUGACAAAAAGAGAGGCUGAAGAUUUUUGGCAAAAUAAUUUUCCCAAAAAGUAACCCUUUUUUGUGUUUUUGUUUGUGGAGCAAAAUAAUAUUUUCUGCAGGUCAAUUGUAGCGUGGCCAGUAUUUUUGCAAGCAAUUGAACAUCUUCACCAGCAACCGAUUACAAAAUUGGAAGCGGCUGAACUCAAAUCAACAGUUGAUUUGGCUGGCGAUGAUUAUGUGUCAAAUUUCGAAUUUGACGUUUUCACCCGGCUGUUUUAUCCGUUCAAAACAGUUAUCAAAAAUUGGCAAACUUUGACAACAGAACAUCCAGGUUACUGUGCUUUUUUGACUUAUGAUGAGGUGAAAAAGCGACUCGAAAAAUUGGUCAAGAAACCGGGAAGCUAUAUUUUCCGGCUUUCUUGUACUCGCCCAGGACAAUGGGCGAUCGGAUAUGUUGCACCAGAUGGUAAAAUAUAUCAAACAAUUCCACAAAACAAAAGUUUGAUUCAAGCAUUGCACGAAGGCAAUAAAGAAGGAUUGUGAGUCAACCAGAUAAAAAGAAACAAAAAAAUCUAAACCAACAUUUUCCAGCUAUCUUUAUCCGGAUGGCCGUGACCAUGAUGUGAAUCUUGCCAAGUUGAUGGAAUUGCCAGAAGCUGAUCGAGUCCAAGUGACAAGUGAACAAUACGAGUUAUAUUGUGAAAUGGGUACCACUUUUGAACUUUGUAAAAUUUGUGAUGAUAAUGAGAAGAAUAUCAAAAUUGAACCGUGCGGACAUUUGCUAUGUUCAACAUGUUUGACGAAUUGGCAGGUGAGAAUAUUACUUUUUUCAGAAUGACAAAUUUUAGAGGGUAUUUGAAAAUUUUCAGGAUUCUGAUGGUGGCGGUAAUACUUGCCCAUACUGUCGUUACGAAAUCAAAGGAACCAGCCGAGUUAUUAUCGAUCGAUUCCAGCCAGCACCAAAAGAACGAAAAAGAUCAUCGAAAGAGACGAUUCCAGCUAUUCCUCCAAGAAAUGUAUGUUAUUAAAAAACAGAUUUGUGAAAAGUGAAGAAAGUCGAGUUGAUUUUCAAAGAUCGUUGUGUGAAAGAUCCAGGAAUUAAUUUUUUAUUAUACUCUGUGAAAGUGCAAAAUCAGUCACGCUGAAAAUAAUUUCAAAGUCAGAAGUUAUUUUUACAUGAUCAAGAAAAUUACGAAUUCUAAUUUUCGGAUGUGAGAAAAAUCCAACAAUUUUAAUAAAAGAGUAUAUAUACUAACUCGAGAGAUCUGAAAACUCUACAAUCAUUCAGAAACUUUUGAAGUUUAAUAAUCUGACUUUUUCAAAAUUUAUCGAUUCAAUUUUUCAGAGCAAAAACAAAAUCAGCGCGACACAAUCAAUUCCAUCUGUUGCCGAACUUCCACUAAUUCCACCACCAAUUCCGCCAAAAACUCGAAUUACUGAAUCGCCAUUUUCUGGAAUUGUGAGUUCUAGUCUUCUGCUUCUCAUUUCAUUUCAUUUAAUUUUCUUCAGUCAGAAAUGGAGAGAAAUGUGAUAUUUUAAUAGGGUGCAGAAAUUUGAUAUGUCUGGGGAACGCGCAGUAUUUUUCAUACUUUUCGCUUUUUUUGUCGUUUCCGCUCAUUUGAGACAUGAAUUAGUAAUUAUGAAUAUGAUGGAGGUUGAGAAAAAGUGCUCUUUGAAAAAAGUAAAAAAAAGAUAUAUAGAGAACGAAGGAUUUUCAGACUGGAAAUAGUGCAAGUUAUGUGAAUAUCAAAGAACUUGCUGUGAAUCCGGAAUCUUCAUCAUCUUCACAAAGUGGUGCUCCUCCAUCAAUUGUUGCUCCACCAUUACCAACUCGUCCAGCUGAUCGAAAUGCAACCAAUUUGACUUAUAUCAACACUGCUGACGUUGUUACAAAUUCAAAUCUUCUUCUUUAG
Caenorhabditis angaria is the source of this 3195-nucleotide messenger RNA. The record is from the annotation of a GenBank genome assembly. Lineage: Eukaryota; Metazoa; Nematoda; Chromadorea; Rhabditida; Rhabditidae.